Molecule: messenger RNA, 6396 nt
Organism: Phytophthora infestans T30-4
Lineage: Eukaryota; Oomycota; Peronosporomycetes; Peronosporales; Peronosporaceae
Exons: 5
Coding region: 1-6396 (2131 amino acids)
Source: RefSeq, a predicted model, not a curated record
AUGGAGGGCUACCUCUGGAAACGGGGGCGCAAGGUGCCCAGCAUGAAGCGACACUAUGCCGUACUUAAAGGCACCAUGUUGUCCUUCUACCUCAGUCAAGAUGAGGCUCAACGCCCCGGUGCCGUGCCCAAGCGAGUUCUCGAGAUAAUCGACUUACGGAUCAUGCCGGGCAGCUCUUCGGCCGAUACGCAUCAUCCGCCGCACAUGGUGCUCAAGUAUCUAGACGCGGACGGCGGCGGUACACUUCAGUGUCGCGCAGACACGAGAGAGAGCCAACAAGUCUGGCUCGAAGCCCUGCAACACGCUCUGAAAGAACCUGACCGUAUGGCUCAAGAAGAGAUCGCUGAGGCUCAGGAAGAGCUGAAACAAGACGCCCAACGUCACAGUCGAGCAGUGCAACAAGCCACUGAAGCUGUGGAAGCCGCGGGACGACAUCAUCGAGAACAAGCCAACGCGGAGGGCGCAUUGCAACAGAAUCGAGAGAUCGCAGUGGAACUCAACACGCAACUGGAGACGGCAAAGACGUUGCAACACGAGGCUCUACAGAAGCUCCAGACGCUUCAACAUGCACUAGAAGACGCCCGACAGCGCGUCCACGCGUCGUCGUUAGGGUCCGAGGACUCGUCGUUCGACCACGCGAUGGAAGCCGUCGAGAGGUUAGCAGCCAAAGUGGAAGUGGCCGCCAGUGCCGAAGCCACACACGGCCGCAACGUCGAGUUGCUUCAAGUGCAAACUGAAGCCAACUCGAACGAGCAACAGGAUUUGGUGCAACGAGUGCAAAAAUGUGCGCAAGAGAGUAAAAUCCUCCGUCAAGUGGCCGCAAAAAGUCUGGAAGACGCGCAACGUGCCAAACAGCGAAGCAAACGCCUAGCCUCAUGGGGAGACGACGCGGAAAGCGCCCGACCGUCGCAUCUAGAUCCAUUGGUAGAGGGGUAUUUGCUAUGCCAACACCCCAUGCGAACAACGAUGCACCGUCGCUACUACGUCCUCACUGGCAACACGUUGUGCUGGUACGCUGACCAAGACGCGUUCGUCCACAAAAUGGACGCGCCGAGUGGCGUUCUACACGUCGCAGAAGUGUCGGAAUGGGACGGCAAAGUCAAGCCAACGUCCCCUAUUCGACGACUUGUGGUGCCGUUUAGUAGCAGUGCCAAAGCCCAUUCCAACGAGCAAAACCCGAACGCAUUCGCUGUACUCACAGUCGAAGGGAAGACGCUGCGUUGCAGUGCACCACUUAAAAAGAACCAGGAAGACUGGAUCGCUGCUCUGCACGUGGGGCUCACGAUGCCUCCGUUGUCUCCUCAUCGAGCUCGAGCUGCCAAGUCACGUCGAGACUCGUUCGACUUGUUGGCGUCCACUCCGGUGUCUCCGAAACGCCAGAGCAGUGACGAAGCGAAGAGCGAGGAGACGAAAGAGCCGGAGACGGCAGUUAUCGAAGCAGCUACAGAGGCAGAGACGUUGACGUCCGAAGUGGUGGUAGAAGGCUAUUUGGUGGGGAAAACGUCGCUCGAAGAGACCAUGAAGAAGAAAUAUUGUGUGCUACGAGCACUGACUUUGUACACCUUCGCUACACACCAAGAAGCGUCGAAGGUAGAGCGCUCUACUUCGCACAACACGUUCCAUGUCAGUGGUGUAUCCAACUGGGACGGCCACGCGACGUUGAUGCACUACGAUCACGGCUUCUUGCUGCAGACUACCGAGCAUCAAAGUAUUUACUGCAGUGCCCCUAGUCUGCAAGAGAAAAACCAUUGGGUCAACAGUGUGCAACAAGCCUUACUACGGUAUCAGCACGAGGGCAAACGUGGCUCUAAAGUGUUCGAGCAAUCAACAGAAGAAGAAAUGACCGGGCAACGUCAACAGCCACCGUCGUACGACUCGGCAAGACGAGAAUUUCUUGCCAUCCUACAGCAAUAUUACGCUGAAUACCAUCCAGGCAAAUUGGGUGAUGUGCCCAUGCUGUUAUCUCGAUAUCAGGGACGCGAACAAGCGCUUGUGGAGCACCUGGACCGUCUCUAUGGCACGUCGGUGGCUAGAGAUACAAACAUCCACAUGAUGUUAGCAGCUAUGGCGAACCCGACGCCACCUCCCACGGCACCGCCUCACCAUGUUUCUCUGUCUCCGGCAAUUUAUUCGUCAGAGGAUCUCACGGAUUAUUUGACGUGGAAUAAAGAUGAGACCUCCAGUUUCUGUGUCCUGGCUGGAAAUCGUCUUGAGCGCCUCGAAUCGGAAGGUGGAAAUCCGCUGGCUGUCUUCGUAGUGACGGGAAUUCAUGACUAUCCGGCGCUUUCUCCAACGAUGAGUCGAUCGUCUUUGGGAGACCAGGAGCUGCAGUUUUUCGUGUCCGGUGGCAGUGUCGUCGCCCACAGUGGCCACACAGCGCUGUUGUCUGACGUGGUGGUGAGUCUACAUCCGGUGACUGCAAAACUGGCCGAAACACUAGCCUUUCCUCUGGAAACUCAAACCAACGGCGUUAUUUUACUCCGCUCCGAUGCGGCGGAGAUUGUGCACGACUGGACCCACGCAUUGCGCACUGCAGUGGCAAGUCAACCGCGUGUUACCACCGAAACUAAGAAGAAUCUGGGCACUUCUUUCGACCAGCUUCGUGCUCGAAUAGUGGAAUUUUACGAGAAGAAUAACCCGUCAAAAGUUUCGGAAGUGGAUACUUUACUUCAUUCUUUUCAAGGACGCGAAGGCGCGUUACUGGAGCAGAUUGACACAGUCUACAAGAGUCACCUGGCGACAGAUCCGGUAUGCACGUCGUUGUGUGCCGAUCUUGCAGCGAAAUUCGCCGAGAAACACAGUGUUGCCGAUAAUAAAAUACCAGAGGUUCCAAGUGACGAAGCUAUUCUAAUGGAGGGGUAUCUAAUGAAACGCGGCCACAAGAUUCCUUCUAUGAGGAAGCGAUACUGUGUGCUCAUUGGCAACGAGUUGACGUACUACGUCACACACGACGACAGUAAGAAUCCUGGCGGUGGCGCCACAACGAAUCCGUUGGGGAAUUUCCGAGUGGAAAUUGUGGGAGAUUGGCACGGCAAGACUGCCACACACACGUACGAACACGCGAUGGAACUGGAAACUACUGACGGCAAAACGUUCUUCUGUGCCGCAUCAACCGCCAAGGAAAAGCAACAGUGGGUUGACGCCUUCCGUCGCGGUAUUGCGCUCUCUCGCAUUGAACAGCGAGAAAAUGACAAUAUAGAUGAAACCGAGGAAAAUCGGAAAUUACGAGAACAAUUUCGCGACAAAUUGGCAGAUUUUUAUCGUGUCCGCAACCCUGCAAAGCUUCCCGACUUGAAUUUACUAUUGAGUUGCUACGUUCAGCGUGAGUUGGCGCUGCUGCAAGCUAUCGAUCAAGCGUAUGGAACGAGUUUAGCAACAGAUGAAACUCUUUUGACAUUGUUGCCACCGCAUCCUGACCAAGCAACCGCAUUGGCAACUCUGAAACUGGAUGGCUAUUUAAAGAAAACGUCGGGUGAAAAUUCGAAUUCCCUUUGGAAACGUGCGCAAACCGUAUAUGUGGCAAUCGAUGGGUUGACAAUCUCCCUCUUUGCCACACGUGAAGGGUUCAAAACUGGAGGUGCCGGACUGGGGGAAGGAAUGAUUGUCUUGGCCGUGAAAGACGACGACCAUCACUCUGCAACAAAUCGGUUCGCAGUGGAGACGAGUGAACACGAAUGGCUACGCUUCGAAGCUCGCGACACGAUGGAGAAGCGUCUGUGGGUGCAAGUGCUGCGUGCAGCGCUUGACACCGUGUUGGCUCAGAGUUUACUAGCGGACGAUAGCGUGGAUUCCAGCCAUGACAGUACCGUCGAUGCGCGUGGCUUCUUACUAUUGCGAGUAGAUUAUCAGUAUCCACAAGACGAACAUUGGAAACGACGUGAAAUGGCUACACCAAUUGAAGAGCGUGGUGUGGCAUUAGAGAAUGGAAAUGAGUUUGUGAUUAGCAAAUCAACAAAAGUAGCACAAGAGGCUCGUUUCAGAGUCGUGAGCACUCGGGCGUGGACCCCUGGAGCGCGUUGUUGGCCGGUGACAGCAGGGAACAGAGCUCCUCGGUUUCCUUUCCAAAUUGUUACACAGGAACAAUUUGUCUUGAGUUGCAGUGCCGCCACAGAUGCCGAGCGGGCGAAAUGGAUUCGCCAGCUUCGUGUGGGUGCAGAACAAGCUGCAGCACUGGAAAUGCUCGAGGAGCAACUGCUAGAAACGCGAUCUCCCAUGUCUCUUAGUCGACGUAGUCUGGUGGAUAGGACCCACCGCGACUUUGACGAUCGAGACAGUGUUGCACCCUCUCCACCUGUUAUUUCGCAUCAAAAUGAUGACGAGGAGCCUCCGAUAACGGGGUAUCUGUCUUUCCGUCUUGCAAAGUCUCCGCUCUCUUCCAGUGAAGCUCGACACGCUUCGCAAGUGCCCAUCCCACACGAAGGCUUUAUCGUGCUGAGUAUGCGUGGCCAAGUCGCUGUGUAUGACGAUGAAAGUGCGUAUUAUCGUCACGAUGCUCCAACAUGUGAAGCGCAAGCGGUGGAGCUGUUAUCAGAUGGGGUGGCGUCAGUUUCAGUGUCGACACACAGUCCAAAGACGAAAUCGAAGUUGCGUCAUCUGUUCCCUGGAACCAAAGACGUCGCGUCGUCGUCCUUGGCGUUUGCCGUGGUCCUUCACCCCUUGGCCGAUACAAACGCCAGCUACAAUGAAAAUACGUCAAUGCUCGAGUUUUUCCCUUCACUUCCGUCCCAACGUGAUCAAUGGACGGAAGCGUUUGCCAGCCGAAUCGACUUUGCCAGGGGUGAAGCGCUUCUAGCUGAUGAGAAGAUCAUGUUGACACUCGAACAAGAAGAAGAAGAAGAAGAAGAGAAACACGAAGAAAUAGAAAUAUCCAACGAACAUGAAAGCAGUCGCCAAGACGACACUGACGACAGUGGCUUCGAAGACAAACCCUCGACUCUGGACGUGUCCGAAGCGGAAGGUAGCGAACCUCUUGCGACAGACGCCGGGUUCGUGUUUAAAACCGCUGCCGUGGAGGGAAUUCUGACUCCGUGGCAGACUUCAACGUCGCCCAUCCGUAUCCCCGGCAGCUCCAAGAUGAAGCCAGUAAUGCCCGUGUACGCGGUUCUUAUUGGCUGUCGCUUGCGAUGUUAUUCCUCUCGAGAGGCAGCUGCCAUGGAGGAUGAACCUCCGUCUCUUGAUAUCGAGAUCACAGCUUGUUCAUCGUGGGAAGCGCCGACUGCGUCGUGGCUGACAAUUGGCAGAGAAGACGAGAAUCUCGGCUUCAAAAUGGACGUCAAGGGAUCUCGCCACUGCACUUGCUUCACAGCUCCAAGUAUGGAAGCCAAACAGCAGUGGAUUCAAGUGAUACACCACGAACUUAACUUUGUGGCAGCAGAGCGAUCUCUGAGUAUUUCCGAACGACAAUUCACGCAAGAAGUGGCAGCUCAUCUCGCGACACAAUUAGAAGCGAGAAACGACAAUAUUGACGCCUCUACACCAGCGCAGAUGAAGGGUUAUAUCCGGAAGACAAGUGACAAGAAGACUAGGAAGAUGAAGCCGCUAAAGCUCUGGAAAACACGCUUCUGCGUCGUGCUGGGCUCUCACUGGCUCGUAUACGCCAACCAGAGUCAAGCUAUCUCGUCGGGGGAAGCACCGACUCCUGUGGCAGUGUAUGAGCUACUAGGUAUUGCAAUAAAUGACGGGGACGAUGUAGCCAUGAACGAGUUCUCGAUCGUCGUCGUUCCUGGUCGACAAGUCAAGUGCAGAGCUCGGUCGAGUCUGGAACGGAAGCGCUGGGUGAAUGCUGUGGAGGAUGAGCUACUGCUACAGACCACGACAACGCAAGAUCUCGAGAGAUCGGCGAAGCAAUACGAGGAGAAAGUAGCAGCUCGGGAAGCGGUUAAGAGCAAGUUGCACGAGGUUAAAACUGAUGCCAGACGCCUGUCGGCGCUGCUUGGAGAGGCGAUCCAAAGCGCGAAGGAUGAUUCGGAUUCGGACUAUUCCGAAACGCGAAAUGAUUCGGAUGAAGAGUCUAUAAAUACGCUGCGUCGACGUUCCGGACCGGAUUAUCUGGAUGGGAGUCCGGAGAGCUCUCCGAUGAGAAGAAACGUGGGGGAAAUGGCGUUUACGUUCGAUACUCUUGACGGAGCCAAGGAUUCCGAGACCAGGAAGAAGGAUUCUUCUUUCUUUAUGAACUGCUUCACUUGUUUCUUCAGGUGUAUCCCCAUGACCUCGACGGGUUCUAAUGGGAGGAAUGCUAUUGCUUCAUUGGGGAUCCCGGGUUACCCUUCAACUGCUGCAGCGUGUAACCCAAUGUACACCUGCGAAUAUUAUGAAGAGGACGGGUAUCGUGGGUUGGCCAGUGAGCCUUCCAAAAGACAUCUCAAAGUCGUUAUGAACCCCGUUGGUGCUGAUUGA